Molecule: messenger RNA, 4373 nt
Organism: Pseudopodoces humilis (Tibetan ground-tit)
Lineage: Eukaryota; Metazoa; Chordata; Aves; Passeriformes; Paridae
Gene: SGTB
Product: small glutamine rich tetratricopeptide repeat co-chaperone beta
Biological process (GO): post-translational protein targeting to endoplasmic reticulum membrane
Cellular component (GO): TRC complex; membrane
Molecular function (GO): molecular adaptor activity; protein binding
Source: RefSeq, a predicted model, not a curated record
CGCGCCGCCCUCUCACCGCCCUCUCGCCGCCCGCGGGCGCAGCGCUCAACCCCGCUCCGUCGCGGUCCUGCGCAUCCGCUUCCGCCGCCUCCGCACGCCCCCGCGUCCCUGGUGUCUCGCAGCCGGAGGCAGCGCGGAUUCGCCGUAUCUCACACGACAUAACAGAAAACAAAUUCAACAUGUCAUCAGUCAAGCGCUUGGUUUAUGCAGUCAUCCAUUUCUUGAGAGAACAGAGUCAAAUGGAUACUUUCACUCCAGAUGAACAAGAAAGCUUGGAAGUUGCAAUUCAGUGUCUGGAGACUGUGUUUAAGAUUACCCUGGAAGAUACUCAUCUUGCAUCCUCACAGCAUUUGAUAGAAAUGUUUGCAAAUUCUAUUCAAAAGAAUGAGAUGCUGCCUCUCUCACGUACUUUACCAGAGGGUGUUGUAAAGGCUGACCAACUGAAGGAUGAAGGUAAUAAUCAUAUGAAGGAAGAAAAUUAUGGUGCUGCAGUGGAUUGUUACACUAGGGCUAUAGAACUGGAUCCAAACAAUGCAGUCUAUUACUGUAACAGAGCUGCUGCUCAAAGUAAGCUCAACAACUUCAGGGAAGCAAUAAAGGACUGUGAGAGUGCCAUAGCAAUAGAUCCAAAGUACAGCAAAGCAUAUGGAAGAAUGGGGUUGGCUCUGACCUCAGUGAAUAAAUAUGAAGAAGCAGUUACCAGUUACCAAAAAGCACUGGAUCUUGAUCCAGAGAAUGACUCUUAUAAGUCAAAUUUGAAAAUAGCAGAACAGAAACUAAGAGAUGUGUCCAGUCCUACUGGAACUGGACUGAGUUUUGACAUGGCAAGCUUGAUAAACAAUCCUGCCUUCAUUAGUAUGGCAGCAAGCUUAAUGCAAAAUCCUCAGAUUCAACAACUGAUGUCGGGGAUGAUGUCAAAUGCCAUUGGUGGCCCUGCUGCUGGGGUUGGUGGCCUUUCGGAUUUGUCCAGCCUGAUCCAUGCGGGGCAGCAGUUUGCACAGCAGAUACAGCAGCAGAAUCCUGAGCUCAUAGAGCAACUGAGAAAUCAUAUCCGGAGCAGGUAUUUGAGUGGCAGCACUGAAGAACAUUCCUGACUUCAAGGAGUCAUGUGAAUUGGAAUGAUAUAUAACCCCAAAAUGCAUACCAUAGUUAGUAGCAAAAGCACCAUUUUAACUCUUCUGCUUGAAUAGAAGACAGAAAAUUCUUCAUGUGUGUUUGCAAACAAGAAUAAAUCUGGUAAACAGAUCUCUUGCACAUAACUUGGAACAUAGCGUUUAUGUAUAGUUACUCCUCUGAAAAUUAAUACACUGAAUAGGUGGUUUAUUAAAAUCCCCAAGUCCAAGUCAUUUCAGUAUGUGCAUCAGAUUGACCUCCAGGGCUGCUGAGUGGGGAGGAGUUUUGUAGUGUGCUGAUCCUGCCUAACAGGUACUUCUAAAAUGCUGGUGUAAAAGAGCAUUACAACGUUACUCAUACAAUGAGAAUCAUGACAGCUGUACUCCUUCAAACAGUAUUGAAAUACUAAAAUAUUGAAACAAUAGGCCCAUCUGAUGUGCCCUUUUAUAAUGAGCAUUAAGUAGUGUUGGAGUACAGAAUGUACUUAAAACUCAUGCUUGAGAAGUCUGUUUCCUUAAUCCUGUGGAGGGGCCUUCAUGAGUAACAGGAAAUACUUUUCAACUUCAUUGGGCAGAGGAGAGGGAGAUGACUGGAGAUGAAGGAGUACUACAUAUUGUAGAGAAAGAGAAGACAAUAAUUCUGUGUAGGAUAAUGCACAGAAAUCAAAAUGGAACUUGGCUUGGGAAUGGAAAGAGAAGUUGUAGGCUUUUCUACUGCCAUGUAUACCCUCACAUUAUGAUGGUAGCCCUGGAGGUCAGAAUUAUGGCACUAUGUUCCUAGGGAUGGCAAGCUGUAUUACAUUCCGUAUGUAUGCAGUAUUUAAUAGAAACUUAAAUUCUUAACUGUAAUAAGCUAAAACUGAGCCUGUGACUGUACAAAUAACUAGUACUGAAAACUUUAAAAAAGAACUGCCUUAGAAGGAUUCUUUUUCUAUUCUUGUGUGAUAAAUCACUGGCUUAAACAAGUGGGGAUUUUUUUUUAAUUACACAUAUCUAUCUAAAAUGAUGGUUAUAUAGUCAAGUUAAAGAUUUUUCGACGCUAUAGUAUUUGUUUCUUGCUCAGUUAAUAUUACUCUUGCAAGACUGCUGCUCUUCUAUGUAUGUCUAGUGUGUUAACUUUUUUUACUGUGCUUACUGUUCACACUGCUUUCUGAUACAAAAUACACUUGUUCUUAGCCCAGGGAGGUUCUCAACACACUUUGCUUUUUGUAUAUCUUAACUAAUUUGAGGAGCCUGCUUUGCAUUCUUAGACAAAGUGAUUUCUCAUGGCCAGUUAGUCUGGAGGAGAGAUAUGGAGGAGUAACAACAGACUCCUAAAUGGAAAAAUACACAGGCACUCCUGAACCUCAGACUUUAUGUCCAAUUGAUACUAAACCAGACAGAUACUAAUUAUAUUGGAUUAUAUACAAUUGAUACUAAACCGAAACUUUAUAUCCAACUGAAAUCCUACUAAACCAGACAGAAAAAUGCAGCUGGAUCCAAUGAGAAAUGAAAGGAAUUGGAGAAAACAAAUCUAGGAAAUCCAUAUUACCAUCUGUUGAAUAAAGAAGUGAAGCUUAAUAGAUAAGCAAUUUUAAGACAUUUCAUACUUUAUUGAAUAGCUUGCCUAUGUACAACAUUAAAAUGCUUUUAAAAAUUCUCUCUAAGUUGGUGUAGCUGCUGGCUGUAGAGAUACUUAAGCUUUACAUUAAAUACAUUUUCAUGUAACAGCUUCUGACUCAACAUCUAUUGCCAAGAGAAUUCCUAAAGAGAUCUUUUUCAGAGGUGGCUCAGAUCCUGAAUCUAAUCCAUUUAAGGAAAUUACUUAAGUUCAAUUACACUGAGUAGGGCAGGAAUACCCUUUAGAAGGAAGACUUAUGGAGGCUCUGGGUGGGUUACAAAAAGUGUAUAGGUAUUCCUUGGAAUAGUGGGUUGUGUCAGGAGAGAAGCGUUGUACCUAGUAUGUACCCUGUUAAACUUCUCAGUUCCUUUUAAUUCUUUGUCAUAUCUUCAACUGCUCAAAGUAUGUUUCACUAGAUUUGAUAGGGAGAACCAAAAAAAAAAUCCAUGGUGGACUGGACAGCUCUGCCAGUAUCUCUACAAACUCAAAUUAUUCUCGCUUUGAAACAGCAAUCCUCAUGCAGUCAGUUACUUUUCUGCUGUAAGACAGUGUUAAGAAUUUAAUGAGAGAUCCUUGAGAACUACAAAAUAUGUUAAUAGCCAAAGAGGGCAGAAUAAAUUGUGUAUUUGUACUGUCAAGUACAAGCUCCAUAGCUUACUGGCUUCAUGGGAGAACAAUCCCCAAGGUUAAAUGGAAUGAAGCAUUAGUUAGUUAUGUGAAAACUUCUCUUGCAGUCAUCUUCAUGGAGUUGUAACUUUCAUUUCACAUGCUACUGUAUUGUUGUGUUUAUGUUUUACUUCAGCUAAUACAGAAUAUAUAUUAAAAUGUUAACAGCAUUAGCUAAGCCUUCAGGAAUGUACUACAAUUGACUGGCACAAUACCUUACUAGUAAACAUUCUCUGUUUCUUGUGUAUUAACAGAAAGGGCUUUAUAGCCUAAACAAAAAACAGUGAAACCAGUAACAGGAGCUGUCAUUACAUGCUUUUCCACUGAAACCAUGAACAAAGAGAUCAUUUAUGCUAAAGUCUGCUUUUCUUUGAAUUGCCUAGAUUGUUUCAAUCAUGCAACAUGUCUUAAUCACAGGGUGUGGAAGGAAUCUUUUCCUGUGUAGUAACUGCUCUGUAUCUUGUGCUAAAAUUUUUCAUCCUGCUAGAUAAGGUGGUAAAACCACAGUCCCUGUAAAUACUGCUUUAAUCUAAGGUCAAUUGCAGUUUAUCAUUCAACUGAGCAAAUCCACGUUUACACCUAAUUGGUUUUGUAUCAUUACUGUUCCAUCACUGUAUAAGUAUGAUAAUUUGUUAGAGAAGAAAAUAUUUUGCAAUCAGUUGUAAACUCCUAUAACCUGCUUGCAUGGGAGUAUAUUCUUCUAAUUAUGAUCAUAAAGACACCAAAUGAAAAAUUCAGCUUAGAAAUUGUUUCAGUUGCACUCUUGGUUUUGUAACAAGUGCAAAGUUAAAAUCACUCAUGCAUACUGAGAACUAGCUUUGUAACUUUGAGUAGAUUGUUUCACAGCAACAGAAAAUCAUACUGGCAUAAGGCAACUUGUCUACUAUUUCUGUAUCUCUCCUACCUCUUACUGCCAUGUGGUUACAUCUCCUUCAAUUUGUGUAGUUGAACUUGCAGAUAUAUUAAAAAUAAAGUUAUAUACUUUUUUGUCUGUA